Molecule: messenger RNA, 2227 nt
Organism: Sitophilus oryzae (rice weevil)
Lineage: Eukaryota; Metazoa; Arthropoda; Insecta; Coleoptera; Curculionidae
Gene: vri
Product: nuclear factor interleukin-3-regulated protein
Exons: 2
Coding region: 384-1487 (367 amino acids)
Biological process (GO): regulation of DNA-templated transcription; circadian rhythm
Cellular component (GO): nucleus
Molecular function (GO): DNA binding; DNA-binding transcription factor activity
Source: RefSeq, a predicted model, not a curated record
UUUGUCUGGCCGUGCUUCGACAAACAAAUCAUUAAAGUGCAUCGCAUAACAAUAAACACGCGCCGCGAUUAUAAAGCCGUAGGACCCAGACUAGUCCGACAUUUGGCAACACGGCUUCCAUCCGCUACUAUUGGUUCUCGGCGCGGCGCGAAAUAUCGUCUCAAUCAGCUUGCGAGUGCGGCUGAAGUCAGUCGAUGCGUAUUCGUUUCAGUAAUUGGUUGCUGUACCUGUCGUGAAAAUAUUCAACCGCGCAAAACUAUUGUUUUUGUUUGCAAUUUUCGUUCAAACGUUUUGAAACCGUGACUUUCCCUGGACUUUUUUUCAGCGGGUCCUCCCGCCCUUCAAACACAUAUAAUACAAUUGAUGUGCUAAAGCAACAUAUAAUGGUUGCCGAAUUUGUUGGACGUGGACAGAGUGGUUCUCCGGUAAACGGCGAAGUACCACAGUUGAACUCCGGUCUACCCAACGGACAUACAAGAGAAAUGCUGCCGACUUCAACCACCCCCGGAGCGGAGCACUACGCCAUCCCCUCCGUCAAACACAAGGACCUGUUCUCGCAGCGCAAGCAGCGAGAAUUCACGCCCGACAACAAAAAAGAUGACAACUAUUGGGACAGAAGAAGAAGAAACAACGAGGCUGCUAAGAGGUCUCGUGAAAAACGCAGAUUCAAUGACAUGGUUCUGGAACAAAGGGUUGUGGAGCUCACCAAGGAAAACGCUAUUCUUAAGGCCCAAUUAGAAGCAAUCCGUGAGGAGUAUGGUAUUUGUGGAGAGAACGUUGUCUGUGCUGAAAAGGUCCUGGCUAAUCUCCCUACCAACGAACAGGUGCUAAGCCUGACCAAGCGCCAGAAAAUCUCACAUCCAGCCACAUCUCCGGCGCUAUUCACUACGCAGAACUCCGUUCCCACACCGGUGAUACACCAGCCUAUGGUGGCCCAACCACAUGCCCCACCGAUGGUUCCUAUCGAGCCCGCCUUCAGGCAACACCCAGAAUACCACCCUUCCUACUCCAUGCCUUACAGACAUCCGUCACCAGGAGCGCUGAACCUCUGCGCCAGGAGACCCAGAAGCUCACCCUCACCCUUUGAGCUAUCCAGCACAUCCGGGGAUGAGGGUCCUCCUAUGCAAGCCGUUUCUAACGAAGCCAACAACAGUUUACCUUUGAAACUCCGCCACAAAUCUCACCUGGGCGACAAGGACGCCGCCACAGCCCUUCUGGCCCUUCACAACAUCAAACAGGAGCCUGCCAGGGCUAGUCCACCGUGGGACGCGGAGGGUUCUUCGGACGAAAGGGACUCGGGAAUCUCGAUGGGCGCGGAGUGGAGCGCGACUCAAGCCGCCGCUACCCUGCAGUCGCUCCAGAAGGGCUCGCAAAACCCCCAAGAACCCAAGACACACCAUCCACUGCAUUCGGAAAUUGUGCGGUUGACCACCGAGGUGGAACAACUCAAGUCGAUGAUGAAGGAGAAGGAGGCUCGUCGCCAUUAGGCUCUGUGAUUGCGCCCCUAGGGGCUAUUUAUUCUAGUGAUAAGUAUUUAUUUAUUAGAUAAGGAAGGACUAUGGAGUGGACGAAGUGUGCACAAAUAUCUUGCGGGAUGCCUAUUGUUUUUUUACUCUUAUUUGCCAGUCUAUCUCUGAUGACUCGACAAAAACUGUCUGUCCGACACGUUAAUAAUCAUAGUUUUUUUGUAGUUUUAUACAAAACGUUUUUUUCUUACUUUAAAGAUAAUGUAUGUAUUAUGGCUUUUACUAGUUAUGACUUAAUUCCUACUUUAUCUAUCUUAUUAUGUCCGCGUAUAUAUUAUGUGUACGUUUAUAUCAUCACAUCUGAUUUUGCCCUACUAUCUGUUAUCAAUUAUUGUUAGGGAAUUUAACGUACCUUUAUUGAUAACUAGCCGAUAUAAAGUAUGUGUGAUUUUUUGUAACUAUUUAUCCUAUAGAUUAUUUAUGUAUAAAAAAUGUAUGUAUUUUUGUUACUUGCCAGUACAAUACUGGAAUAUAAAAAUUAUCAGAUUAUUAUGUUUGUAUAAACCAAUCAAGACUUAGAGAGAGAAACAUUUACCUCGGCAUUGUUGUUUGUUUUUUUAUUAUUAUUACUCUUUAAAAGUAUCUUUAUGAUCUAUCUAGCCUGCAGAAUUUUCAUCCCUUACAGAAAAUAUCAAUAUAUUUUCAUAUUACCGUUUUAAUGUAUCCUAAUUAUAUUUAAAUAAAUAUUUUCAUCGUUUUUA